This is a messenger RNA of Camelus dromedarius (Arabian camel), 1645 nucleotides long. Its product is annotated as transcription elongation factor A protein-like 3. NCBI's taxonomy places the organism in Eukaryota, Metazoa, Chordata, Mammalia, Artiodactyla, Camelidae. The record is from RefSeq and is a predicted model, not a curated record.
AGUCUGCUAAAUUUGACUGAUUUUUUAAUGCAUGGCAGAAAUACACCAUUAAAAAAGUAAAAAAGCAAUUAACGAACUGGAAGUAAAUAUUUGCAACUUAUAUAACAGAGUAAGACCUAAUAUAGUUAAAUGUAUACUUGAAAAGUGAGAAGGAUCAACAGCCCAAUAGAAAAAUGUGGAAAAGACAUGAACAGACAAUUUACAAUGAUAUUAAAAAUUGUCAUUAAAUAAAUGCAAAAUAAAGUGCAAUUGAGAUUCUACUUCUCAUCUAUGCUAUUAGUGAAAAUUAAAAAGUAUGUCACAUUGAAAAAGGUGUGGGGAAAUCAGCACUCUCUUAUAUUGCUGGUGGGAAAGUAAAAAUGGGUCUGAGGCUCAGGGGAAGGAAUAACCUGGAUUCGUAGAUAUGGGAAUCAUUUGUGUUUAGAAGGAAAUGAACAGAGACCACGCAGGGAGAGAGAGUAUGUGGAUUAAGACAGGAGGCCCAGAACACCAAUACUCAAGGUGGCAGCUCAACUUCCCGGAGGGUACAACCACCUGGGCUCUGCAGUCAGGCAGAGCUGGUCUUGAAAGCGAGUUGUGGGGCUCGGUUGCUGAGCACUCUUGGCGAAGUCGGUUACCCCCCUGUGAUCAGCUGUCACAGCUGGCGAAAAUGGGGAUCUCAGAGGGAUGCUGUUCAAGGACCUGAGAUGCGCCAGGUCUGCCUGUCUGUUCCCAGCACUCUGCAAGGCUAGAAAAGGAGGAACCAGUCCAGAAUCCCUGCAGGACAGGAAAAGGAGGCGACAUCUAAACAUGGAAAAACUCUGCAAUGAAAAUGAAGGAAAGCUGGAAAGCGAGGGAAAGCCAGAAGAUGAAGUAGAGCCUGAAAAUGAAGGGAAGUCAGAUGAGGAAGAAAAGCUGAAAGUGGAGGGGAAGUCAGAACAUGCGCGAAAGCUCCAGAAUGAGGGACGGCCAGAAGAUGAGGGAUCACCAUAUGGUAAGGGGAAGCAAGAAAAGCAGGGAAAGUCUGAAGCCGAGGGAAAACCAUACAGUGAGGGCAAGCCUGAAUCCCAGGCAAAGCCAGAGAGUGAGCCACGGGCUGCCGAAAAGCGCCCGGCUGAAGAUUAUGUGCCCCGGAAAGCUAAAAGAAAAACGGACAGGGGGACGGACGAUUCCCCCAAGAACCGUCAGGAGGACUUACAGGAAAGGCAUUUGGGCAGUGAGGAGAUGAUGAGAGAAUGUGGAGAUAUGUCACGGGCUCAGGAGGAGCUAAGGAAAAAACAGAAAAUGAGUGGCUUUCAUUGGAUGCAAAGAGAUGUACAGGAUCCCUUCACCCAAGGGGGCAACGGGGUGUCAGGGGAAUGAGAGGCGGAGGUAGGGGCCAAAGGGGCUUACAUGAUAUCCCAUAUCUUUAAUGCCUUUGGCCUUCAAUUCUGACUCCUCCGGUGAAAAUGUUGCUGACCCUGCUUUCCCUGGCAGGCAUUUGCCAGGCUAUGUGCUUUAACCUUAAGCUGAUACUUUGCUUUGGGUGUCACUCUUGUUACCAGCAGCCUUUUGACCCAACUACAGUGCUCUCUGUGUUUCAGUAGGGGAUUUUUGCCCACGUGCAUGGAAGAGAUGUUCAUGGUACACUGUAAAAUAACAAUAAAGGAAAAACAGUUUUCAGAAC